AUGUUUCGUUACAUUGCUUUGAGUGUAUUCUUGCUCUUUUUGGCGAUUCUACUCUUCCGCACGUUUGUGAUAUUUACACCUGACAAAGCAAUAUUCGAACCAUGCUCAUCGACAAGUGACAAUCAUUCCUUGCAUUUCGAUCAACAACGUCUACAAGCAUUUCAAACUUUACUUCAAUUUCAAACGAUAUCCUAUUCGGAAGAUCGUCAAAAUGUCGAAGAAAUGAAAAAAUGUCGAGACUUCAUCAAGAAACACUAUCAUGGCUUGCUCAAAAGAUAUCCAAACUUUGUUCAGCUUCACAGUAUUGCUGAAUAUUCGUUAUUAUUUUCUAUUCAAGGCAAAAAUUCAAGUUUAAAACCAUUCCUUCUAUCAGCUCAUAUGGAUGUGGUGCCUGCAGGCAACGUCGAACGAUGGAAACAUCCGCCAUUUAGUGGUUAUGCAGAUGAAGAAUUCAUUUUUGCACGUGGUACAUUGGAUGAUAAAGGAAACGUUUUUACUAUGAUGGAAGCCGUUCAGGAGUAUUUGAACGUUUACGGACAGCCAUUUCGAACAUUCUAUGUAGCUUUGACACAUGAUGAAGAAAUCGGUGUUGCAGGUGCUAGUGGUGUUUCUCGAUAUCUAUCUGAACAGCCAUUUGGUCGAGAUGGACAGUUCGAAUUUGUGCUUGAUGAGGGAACAGUGAUUAUGGAAGAAGCAUUUCCAACAUUGAAUAAUCCUCUCGCCCUCAUUGCUGUUGCAGAAAAAGGAUUUUUGUCUGCGGAAUAUCGUGUGAAUGUCGCUCCUGGACAUUCCAGUAUGCCAGUAACGCCUACAGCGAUCGGUAUUUUAGCACGCGCGAUAGAUAAAGUUGAAAGUACGCCACAACCGUCACGAUUUGGUCAAGGACCUGAAAUGAGUCUUCUACUCACUGUCACACCUUAUUUAUCAUUUCCUUUACGACUUGUGAUGAGCAAUAUGUGGUUAUUUGGACCUGUGGUUCAAUGGGUUCUCACUUUGAAACCAGGAACCAAUGCUUUACAACGAUCUACAACAGCAAUAACGUUGAUUAAUGGCGGAGAGAAAGAUAAUGUUUUGCCAACAUCAGCAUCUGCUACCAUCAAUCAUCGUCUUCAUACUGCAGAUUCCUGUCGACGUGUGCUCGAAACCAAUCGUGCAAUAAUCAAUGAUGAUCGUGUUACUGCUCGAAUAAAAACAUGUUCGGAACCAUCACCUGUUUCGCCAUUUGGAAAAGAUGUCUAUGCAUAUCGUGUCCUUGAACAGACUAUUCGUCAAACAUUUGAACAGAGCCGGCAACCGAUUAUUGUCGUACCUGGUCUAAUGUUAGGUGCAACAGAUAGCAGAUCAUACACAAAUUUAUCGAAAAAUUUAUAUCGAUUUUCUCCAUUUAUCUAUCGACAUGAUGAUUUAAACCGUCUGCAUGGUGACAAUGAACGCAUUCGACACAAAGAUAUGCAACGCGGUUUGAACUUUUACUUUCAUUUAAUUGUCAACAAUCAACUAGAAAAUCUACCCUUACCAAAAUUCAAAUCAGAAUUUUGA
Molecule: messenger RNA, 1539 nt
Organism: Adineta ricciae
Lineage: Eukaryota; Metazoa; Rotifera; Eurotatoria; Adinetida; Adinetidae
Source: the annotation of a GenBank genome assembly